Petromyzon marinus (sea lamprey) is the source of this 5069-nucleotide messenger RNA. Its product is annotated as transmembrane protease serine 6-like. Gene Ontology annotation, molecular function: protein binding; serine-type endopeptidase activity. The record is from RefSeq and is a predicted model, not a curated record. Gene Ontology annotation, biological process: proteolysis. NCBI's taxonomy places the organism in Eukaryota, Metazoa, Chordata, Hyperoartia, Petromyzontiformes, Petromyzontidae.
GGGUGGCCUCGCUCAGGUGUACGAAUGCUCCCAGGUACAACAGCACGCACACAACACACGCGCGCGCUUGCUGUCGUCGGACACGGCACGCGUCCCGCAUUCAAGACUCGUCUCCAGACCACGACGGAAGAAACCAUGCCGGCGGUAGUGCAGGUGCUGCCUAUGCAGCCUACGAAGCAGAUCUUCUGGAAGGUGGCGAUCGGUUUGUUGGUGCUCUUUUCGCUGUUGGUCCUAGCAGGCGCUGGGGUUAUCAUCUGGUACUUUGUCGCUCGCGACCAAAGCUCCCCUGAGCCAUCGGUGGCGGUGCGAUUUAUUGGCUCCUUCAGCAUCACGGACGCCACCUUCGAAGCGCCGCUCGUCGACCCGUCCAGUGGAAAGUUCCGGGCCCUCGCGAGCUCCACACAAGCCAAGAUCGAUGAAGUGUUCCAGUCAUCAGUGCUGUCUCCAUACUUCAAAGAAAGUAAAGUUUUGGGCUUCAGCAGCGGCAGCGUGGUGGUGCGGUUCCUACUGGCGUUCGCGGUCCAGUCGCUCGACAGCAACAAGUUGACCCGCCAGAACGUGCUGGACGCCUUCCGCGGCGGUGACCUCUACGAUGUCACCACAGGCACGAGCAUCAACCCUGGCUCCAUCGCCAUUAACUCUGAUGGAAAGACUGGAGAUUUGGAUAUCGUGGCAGACUGUCUGGAGGUCGUGAACUUGGGUGCCGGCUCUACGGUGUCGGUGGCAUCGCGGGCCGGAAAGUCGUGCGCAUGGAUGCUUGUGGCGCCCGAGGGCUCCCUGGUCCAACUUGCGCUGCAGGCCGACCCCUCCACGACCGUCUGCACCGAUGCCGUCGCCUUGUAUGAUGGGGUCCUCCCUGCUAACAGCAGCCUCGUCGCAGACACGUGCACCCCGGCCUCUGGGGCGAUAUCUUUCCAUUCGUCUGGGCGCAUCCUGCUGCUGGUGUGGCACAAUCUCGCCAACGGUGGCAGUGGCGGUGGCCACCAAUUGGACGCCGUCGCCCAGGCUGUGAAAAAACAAGAGUGUGGGGGUGUGCGUCAGCUGCUCCCCACCAUGGAACCUCCGGGCUUCGUGUCCACGCCUUUCUACCCGGACUUCUACCCCCCAUAUUUCAGCUGCAAUUGGACGUUCAUGAUGCCAAAUGACUCAUUUGGGCUUUCUCUAAACUUUGACGGAUACGAGCUGCAAGCACAGUCACCGUCAACAAGCCCAUGCCAGUAUGAGUUGUGGAUCAUCAACGGACAAAACUACUGUGGGGGCCUCGUGAGUGGAUCGCGCAUCCUGCGCGUUUCCACCGGGAUGCUGUCAGUCUCUGUCAAGUUUGCGUCGCAGGGAAUUCACACCCGCGGUGGGAUCAGAGCUGCUGUCGAUGUCUACGACAUCUACAACCCGUGUCCCAGGGGAGGAUUCCUGUGCGGCUCCAGCUCGGAGUGCGUGACCAAGUGCAACGGAAUCCCCGACUGCCCCGACAAGAGCGACGAGAUGAACUGCUCCUGUCCCAUGCAGUUCCAAUGUGCAGCAGGCGCUGAGUGUGUGGCCUUGUCCGCCGUUUGCAGUGGCUCUGCCGAUUGUGCUUCUGGGAACGAUGAGAAGAGCUGUCUCGGAGAAGAGGUCCUGUGCAGUGCGUUCACAUUCCACUGCAACAGCGGACAGUGCAUCCGCAAGCCGAACCCGGAGUGCGACGGCCACAGCGACUGCCCGGAUGGCUCCGAUGAGCACUCGUGUGCCUGCGGCAAACGGAUGGUGAAGAGCCGUAUCGUGGGGGGUGAGAGUGCCCUGGCGGGUGCCUGGCCAUGGCAGGCCAGCCUGUGGAGCGGCCUUACCAAGAACCACCACUGUGGCGGCUCCCUCAUCCACCCGAAAUGGGUCCUCACGGCCGCGCACUGCGUCUACGGAAAGGUUGAGGCCCUGAGUGACUGGACGCUCUUCUUCGGGAAACUGCUGCUGGACAAGGAGGGCCCGAUGGAGCAGCAUCGCUCGAUCCGUCAGAUCGUUGUGCACAGACAGUACGUCAGCUCGGAGAAUGACUACGACAUCGCGCUGCUAGAACUCGACUCGCCCGUCAACCUCACGGAGCAAGUGCAGACCGUGUGCAUGCCGGCCGCGUCACACGCCUUCCUGCCGGGACAGAUGUGUUGGGUUUCUGGCUGGGGGACUGUCAUAGGCAACGAAUUCUCCCUAUCCAACAACAUGCAGGAGGUCCAACUGCCCCUGAUAAGCCAGAGCGACUGCAUAGGCAGCUACGACCAUGCAACGCCACGCAUGCUGUGCGCCGGCUACCCUGACGGAGGAAAGGACGCGUGCCAGGGCGAUUCGGGGGGUCCCUUGGUGUGCGAGGAUCGCGGCUCCUGGUUCCUCGCCGGCUUGGUGAGCUGGGGCGUUGGCUGCGGGCUGGUCAACAAGCCCGGCGUAUACACCCGCGUCACCGCAUUCACCAAGUGGAUAAACAGCAUCAUCGCCCAAUCUUAACGUUCGGGCUCAUGACGGGCAAGUUUUUUCCCCGAAAGACCCCUCCAACUCGGUCCACCCGGCGGCAUAGGAUGGGUGCAUCGGUUGGUCGAACGGCUCGUCAACGCGUGUGCUGGGGGAAAGUGUGGGUUCUCCUCCCGCACUUCGCAAGACGAUCUUGGCCAGUGUGGAAGAGGAGACCAAAAGUACCUGCUGGAGAGGAGCUCUUCGUUGCUUCUUCUAUUGGAGGCCCUUCCACCAGCGGUGGAGGUGGUGAGAGAAAAAAAAUGUGCAGAGCUUUGCACCCUUACCUGUACCAUAAUGAUCACAAGGACUCGCGUGUAUUAUUUCUUAACUGUACAGACGGUGUUCACUAUUGACGGCUUGGCAUCAAACAGUAUCUGUUUACGGAUGUUUUAAACAGGACAAGUUUUUUGGAAGAGGAGUGUUGAUAAUGGUCAGAGUGAAAUGUGAAACGUUUUAUAUAUAUGAAUCUUCAGUGAAGAAAAUCUUCACCUGUUUACUUUUUCCAUGAAAUAUGACUACUACUGCAACUUGGUAGGGUUGUUAAUCCAUCAUAAACUUAAUGUGAACACGCCAAGAGUGUGUUUGUAUUAUACACUGCUGUCUUUGGUAAUAAUGAGGUUGGCCGAGAUGCAUGGGUGGGGUGGGGGACUGCGUUGCUACGUGGUUAUAAAGUAGGUUAUCUGGUUAAAGUUUUGUUCUCCUUGACAAUGGUCAAAAGUAACAUAUAUCAGUUUUGUCUUUUAGAUUUUAUAAUUUCACCAAAAUCGAAUCUCGCUAGAGUGAAUGCUUUUCACCUUUGUAUGCGUUGUACGUACUGGGUUCACGUGACCCCCCCCCUCCCCACCUGUAGCCACCAGUGGCCACUAGAUUCAACCCAGUGGGUAGACGUAACAACUAAUGAUCGAUUGCACAAUCGAAUCACAACCGUGAAUCGCGGCGAUUCAUCGAACAGUCGGGGAAUUAAUCUUCUUGACAUUUGUGCCAAAUAGUUAUAAGGAGCAUAUGGCAAAACCUAAAGCAUCGAUUCCUUGAAGCUUAAUUGUUCCACUUUAAAUGUAAAAUUGCUUGUGUUUUGCAGAUUUUUUUUUAAGUUGUCUCGGUAUAAAAUGAUGACGUAGUGAUGUGACACAAGCCCCUUCUUUGUAUAGCACUUCACGCCCACGUGGACACGUGCAAUUUACUAUCGGGCUCGCGGCAAUUAGUGGGUUCCGAUAUUGUACCGUGAUGACAUAAAUCUGCACGUCUGCACAGUGCAACAUUGGGAUAUUUUAAUCUCAUUUCCUAAUUUGAAGGGAAAAUUUCAAACCGAAUUUCCACGAGCUUCAGAGAAACACAUCUACUGAAAUCCACCUGUGUUCACCUCAUUUGAAGUGCAACACUGAAAGGGCCUGGCUUCUGUACAAAAAUGGUUGUCCUGCCUGUAAUGAAUUGCAUAUUUGUAAUUGCGAUGUUGCAGAUGGCGCGUAGAAUGCCGCGGUGCGGAAAUAUCCUGUCCGUGAGUAAUAAGCCAGAUUUAAAUCUUGACUUAAAGCUUUCGUGACUGCAGGCAUUCAUAUUCUUUGGGUCUUUCGGUAAAGUCACCACGUAGAUAGGUUCAAAGAAAAGAACAAAAAACUACGACGUUUCGAUCGCAACACAAGUUGUUUUGUUAUUUUCUUUGAACCUAUCUAAGUGACUUUACCGAAAGACUCAAAGAAUAUGAAGCCAGAUUUAGUUUGAGCACUUGCGUUAGCAAUGUGAAUAUAACGUUAGAAGUCGCAAAUUUUUAAAAUUUAAUCUCAUGUGCAGCAGUGUUUGUUGAUGAGAGCAAGCAUUUUGCUUUGUAUUAUUUACAAUUCCAAGGACAAUUAAAUAUAUUUCGUGAAUUUGUUUGAUAUUACUGUAGUUUAGCAUUUAAAGGUGGUGGGGGAAUGGUGGCACAGUGGUUGGUGCAUUGCACUAUGAACCUCGCAAAGUCCGUGUUUGGUUCUCUGCCAUGGCUAAGUGGUGAGUGAUAUCCCAACCACUGUCGGUUAAAAGUUCCACGCAAUAACCGCAUUGCAUCGCUGGAAUAGGCCUCAACCGCCCCCCCUCCCCCCACACACAGAUUUGCUUUAAUUGUAAUCGUCGGAUAUUAGAAUUUCAAGCAACGAUAAAAGGCUUGACUUGUUAAUGUUGCUACAUAACAAUUGUAGUAAACAAAUAUCCAAUUUUGAAUGGACAAUUUUUUAAAGAAAGAAGCUUGACCUGUUGGGUUCAUUCCCUGGGACAAACAAAAUUGUAUAGUGCUAUGAACGCACAUAAUUACGUAUUAUUGUUGCGUGGAUUUCUGUAAAAAAAAAGUACAGUAUCUUUUAAACGAUGUUAUUUCAAUGAAAAUUAUUUGCACGUGGUAUUGUGAAUCUUCUUUGGCCAUUGUGUAAAGUGUAUUGUUGUAAAUCGCAUUUAUUUUAAAGCUGCAAAAGUUAUAAAAACGCAUUGUAUGUUUGCUUCAAAUUGAGCCAACGACCUGUGUAAACCUUGAAAUUAGUUCAAGUUUGAGUAGCCUAUGGAGUAAUGUUCUUGUUAAAUGAUUGUUGCAAUAUGUAACUUUAUAAAAAAAAUAAAGACCAAAA